Messenger RNA from Aplysia californica (California sea hare), 1905 nucleotides. Its product is annotated as dephospho-CoA kinase domain-containing protein. The transcript is spliced from 4 exons. The record is from RefSeq and is a predicted model, not a curated record. The coding region runs from base 178 to 855 and encodes 225 amino acids. Gene Ontology annotation, biological process: coenzyme A biosynthetic process. Lineage: Eukaryota; Metazoa; Mollusca; Gastropoda; Aplysiida; Aplysiidae. Gene Ontology annotation, molecular function: dephospho-CoA kinase activity; ATP binding.
UUCACCUCGCCCGUCGCCCUAGCAGCCAAGCAUUUAAGAGCCUGACCAAAGUUCGUGAGUCGUGAAUGAAAGUUUUAAUGAAUGCUAUGUUCUCUUUUACGAGACAUAGAUCUACACAUGACAAUUACGACAAUCAAUAGUUCCUAAGCCUCAACCUUUCGCUUUUCUAGUCGAACAAUGUUUCUUGUCGGUCUUACAGGCGGAAUAGCCAGCGGUAAAAGCACUGUAGCGAAAGAGUUUCAAGCUUUAGGGUGCCCCUGUGUCGACGCCGACUUGAUCGCAAGACAAGUUGUUGAACCGGGAGAACCAGCUUAUGAAAAAAUAAAAGGAACAUUUGGUCCUACUGUUUUUCAUGAAAAUGGACUGCUCAACCGAGAAAAACUCGGCCAAAUCAUAUUCCAUGAUGCUUCAAAGAGGCAGCAGCUCAAUGCUAUUGUACAUCCAGCAAUUAAAAAAAGGAUGCUGAGGGAAGUUCUGCAAUAUCUUUUAAAAGGAUAUCAAUUCGUCAUAUGUGACAUUCCUCUCCUGUUUGAGACAAAGCAGAUGCUCCCUUUUGUCUCAUACACUGUUGUAGUUUACUGUGACGAAGAUAAACAACUAAGCCGACUGAUGCAGAGAAAUGGUUUGUCUGAAGAGGAUGCUCAAGCAAGAAUGAAGUCACAGUUACCAUUGUCAGAGAAAUGUCUUCUUUGCUCAUAUGUUAUUGACAACAAUGGGGAUUUAGAAGGUACUAAACAACAUGUGAAAGAAGUGUUUAAAAAAAUGAAGUCUUCGAGGAAACAUUUGGUACUUCGGUUUGGAAUACUUGCUUUUGCUGUGUGUAUGUUUGGAGGACUUUACUUUGCUUUGAGGUGAGGAUAUUUUUGGAUAGAUUGACUUGUCCAUGAAUGCCUGCUCUGUUUAUUUAUUCAGUUUGAGAAUGUAUAUUGAUCGGACUUGUGUGAAUGGGUCUGGAUUAAGCAAGUAGACAGGGGGUCUAGAAAAAUGGAUAGCGUUUUCUUCGGUUUUUCACUCUCUUUGGACAGAGAAUUCAGAAGCCUCAUAACAACUAUGCAACUAUGACAACAGAUAGGAAAUUUAGUAUUAUUUAUGUAAAUUAGGCAUAGAAUAUGAGAUUGACUAUAAAAAAAGAAAGUCAUCAUUGCCUUUCUGACCCAGGACUAGGGUGUAAAUCACUGGCAAAUGCUUUCCACUUUUCCUAAAUUUUGACUACUUUCUUGACAUUAUUCCUUGUCUUUCUACUUUUCUGUACAUCAUUCUCUUCGAUUCUUCUUCAGGCUAUUCAGAAGCCUCAUAACAACUAUGCAACUAUGACAACAGAUAGGAAAUUUAGUAUUAUUUGUGUAAAUUAGGCAUAGAAUAUGAGAUUGACUAUAAAAAAAGAAAGUCAUCAUUGUCUUUCUGAUCCAGGACUACGGUGUAGGUUACUGGCAAAUGCUUUCCACUUUUCCUAAACUUUGACUACUUUCUUGACAUUAUUCCUUGUCUUUCUACUUUUCUGUACAUCAUUCUCUUCGAUUCUUCUUCAGGCUCCACAUUUCGACAUUGUCUCCCCUUUGAUCUCUUACCCUAUGGAUUCCAAUCCAACACUGCCUUUGAUAUGUAGUUGCCUGGCUUCCUGGGAGGUAGCCUAUGUCCAAUCUAUAAUGACUACCUUGUUACCACUUUGUUUCUGACUGGGCUAUCUUGUUCUCCUUAGUACUUCCUCGUGGGUGACUCUGCUUGUCCUUCUGAUCCUUAACAACUUUCUCAGAAUCUUCUUAAGAAAACCUGGAUCCCCUUUAUGCAAGUCUAAGAUGCAUUCCCUUUCUCACGUCCAUACAACAAAACAAAAGAAAGUGGAACAAUGAGAAAUAUUUUCCAAGGUUUGCAAAAAAAAAAGUGCCUCUUUAUCAUACAGGAAAA